AUGUGUGCUCUGCCCCCCACUGUUCGCUCAACUCUGCGGAUUGCAAUUCGCUCACUGGAGACGUGCUUUCGUGCAGCCCGUGCGACACCAGUUGGUGGGGAUCUCUUUGUCGUUAUCAGUGCUCUCUUUGUCGUUAUCAGUGCUCUUUUGCGCACUGUCCGCUUGGAUCAGCCACUUGCAACAUCGUCACGGGGUCCGUCAUCUCGUGCAAUGCCUGUGAGACUGGAUGGUGGGGUACCAGGUGCGAGAAACAAUGCUCUUCGAUUCACUGUCCAGUUGGUUCUGUACGCUGCGAUGCAACUAGCGGGGUCCCGUCCUCGUGUAGCUCUUGUGACAAUGGAUGGUUGGGAACGACUUGUCAGAAUCAAUGCUCUUCGCCUCACUGCCCAACAGGAUCCGUUAGCUGCGACUCGGUUAGUGGCGAAGCGAUUUCGUGUAGUGCCUGCAACUCUGGCUGGUGGGGGACGACUUGCCAGAACCAGUGCUAUUCACCACACUGCACCGCUGGAUCAGUAA
This is a messenger RNA of Phytophthora sojae, 516 nucleotides long. RefSeq lists its product as hypothetical. Lineage: Eukaryota; Oomycota; Peronosporomycetes; Peronosporales; Peronosporaceae. The transcript has a single exon. Bases 1 to 516 code for a protein of 171 amino acids. The record is from RefSeq and is a predicted model, not a curated record.